Messenger RNA from Aphanomyces astaci, 1226 nucleotides. RefSeq lists its product as hypothetical. Lineage: Eukaryota; Oomycota; Saprolegniomycetes; Saprolegniales; Verrucalvaceae. The record is from RefSeq and is a predicted model, not a curated record. The transcript has 2 exons. Bases 8 to 1168 code for a protein of 386 amino acids.
UAUUUCCAUGGUGAUUGCCAAGGCCGUCGACGGCGGCGGAGGCGGAAGCGACCGGUUGUGUACGAAUGUGGCACUGAUGCGAGAGCUCCUGAUCAAGGAAGACGAUGCAUCGAUCGUCGUGAAGCCUCCUCACAAAGUCGUUCCUCCCUACGACAACGACGACCAGCAAGAAGAAAGCCAACGCCGGUCCAUCUCGAAGCGCGUCAAGCGUGCGAUGCUCGCGUUUGCCCACGCGUCGUCGUCCGCACGACGACAAGCAACGUCUCAUUCGUCCCGUUCCCCGUCGUUGUCGGACGUUGCUUCGACUGACACUACGUCCGACGCACUCAUGGAAGUGUUUUCGUCGCACGAUCCUCGGAAUCGGGGUAAACUUGCAUGGGACGUAUUCAUUGAGGUCCUCGACAGGGCGUUCCAUCUCAACCUGUCUGCCGCAGAGCGCCGACUCUUUCGAAUCCAUUUGCACGUCCCUGACGGCGGCACCGUUUCGUACAUGAAAUUCAUCGCACACGUGUUCGAUCAUCAUGCCAAGCCGACGUCGCCUUCGCCGUCAUCCAGUAGUACCCAACACUACCACCAUCUUCUCCAAGAAAACGACCACGGCCCUCGUGUACCUCUGUCGCCGCAUCUCCCCCUCCUCCACUCCACCUCUGCAGCAUCAUUAGACUUGAACGACAUCGCACGAACAAGGCGGCGGCAACAAAGUGAUCUCAUGUGCACCAAGCAGUUCCUCCAGCAGAUCGUCAAGCAAGCAUGUGUGGAAGCCACGCUGUGGCAUGUGAACAUCCCGCAAGUGCUUCGGCGCGCCAUGCACAGCCAGCCGUUGGACAUCGACGACGACGUCGUUCUGCACAACGACACGUCGUCGCAGAUUUCACUCGAUCAAGCGCAAUUCUUCGUCGCCAUGUACGUGAGCUUCAAUGUCCACGCCGCCCGAGACGCCGACGCCUGCCGCAUCUUUCACCACCUCCAAAAACCAGAUGCCAUCGGGACCCCCCCGCCGUCUGUGACGCUGUCCGAUCUCUUGGAUGCCCUCGUUCGGUUUGGUUUGCUCAAACAACGCACGUCGACCCCAACUACUACUAGUACUACACCUACUAGUACUAGUACUACGCAGCCCCCUCCACUCACACUCUCGACGCUGCCCUCACUCGUCGGCGGCUUUGGCUAGAUACUACAGACGGGUAUUGGGUUUGCGGAAGAAUGAAUGCGUUGAGAGAGUGUUGUUU